CGUGCGGUGAACGUUGGACUUGCUGCAUGCAACAGAGCUCUGCCAAUUUGUAGCACUACAAAAAAUAUUACUCUCUCACAAAACACAUUUCGUGUUGUUGCCUUUUCAACCCCAGGUGAAAGAAAAUAGUCCUCCGUGAAGCAUUUCGCCGAGAGGGCCGGAAUACCAGAAAAACCAAUUCACAAUGACUGAAGCUCAAGUGAACCCAAAGGCCUACCCACUGGCCGACGCCACGCUGACCAAAACCAUCCUGGACCUGGUGCAGCAAGCCUCAAACUACAAGCAGCUGAGGAAGGGGGCUAAUGAAGCUACUAAAACCCUAAACAGAGGCAUCGCUGAGUUUAUUGUGAUGGCUGCCGAUGCUGAACCACUGGAGAUCAUCCUCCACCUGCCACUGCUCUGCGAGGACAAGAACGUCCCGUACGUGUUUGUCCGCUCCAAGCAGGCCCUGGGCCGGGCCUGUGGGGUGUCGCGCCCCGUCAUCGCUACCUCAGUCACCAUCAAGGAGGGCUCUCAGCUCAAACCGCAGAUUCAGUCUGUUCAGAUGGCCAUUGAGAGACUGCUGGUGUGACUUUUGUUGCGCUGUUGUGACGGAGUCUCCUUGAAAAAAGUGGAAGACAAAUUCCAGAUUGAAAAUAGUUUUGUCUUUUGUUUGAUAUAAACAGUGAGGUUUUUUUUAUUAUGUUUUCGGAUAAUGUGCCCACUUCAGUGUAUCCAUUUUCCAUGGCAUCCCCUAAUUCAUAAUAAAAUCAUUU
Molecule: messenger RNA, 755 nt
Organism: Chelmon rostratus (copperband butterflyfish)
Lineage: Eukaryota; Metazoa; Chordata; Actinopteri; Chaetodontiformes; Chaetodontidae
Gene: snu13b
Product: SNU13 homolog, small nuclear ribonucleoprotein b (U4/U6.U5)
Exons: 3
Coding region: 185-571 (128 amino acids)
Biological process (GO): mRNA splicing, via spliceosome; ribosome biogenesis; maturation of SSU-rRNA
Cellular component (GO): nucleolus; U4/U6 x U5 tri-snRNP complex; box C/D methylation guide snoRNP complex
Molecular function (GO): RNA binding
Source: RefSeq, a predicted model, not a curated record